AUGACCUGGAGCGCCACGGCCCGGGGCGCCCACCAGCCCGACAACACGGCGUUCACGCAGCAGCGUCUUCCCGCCUGGCAGCCGCUGCUGUCGGCCAGCAUCGCGCUGCCGCUCUUCUUCUGCGCCGGCCUGGCCUUCAUCGGCCUGGGCCUGGGCCUCUUCUACUCCUCCAACGGUAUCAAGGAGCUCGAGUACGACUACACGGGCAACCCGGGCACCGGCAACUGCUCGGCGUGCGCCCUGGCCGACCAGGACCGCGCGCCGCCGCUCCGCUGCUCGUGCUCCUGGUACUUCUCGCUGCCAGAGCUCUUCCCGGGCCCCGUGUACCUCUACUACGAGCUGACCAACUUCUACCAGAACAACCGGCGCUACAGCGUGUCCCGCGACGACACGCAGCUGAGCGGGCUGCCGAGCGCGCUGCGCCACCCGGCCAACGAGUGCGCCCCCUACCAGCGCCGCGCCUCCGGCCUGCCCAUCGCGCCCUGCGGCGCCAUCGCCAACAGCCUCUUCAACGACUCCUUUUCGCUGUGGCACCAGCGCCAGCCCGGAGGGCCGUACGUCGAGGUGCCGCUCGACCGCACCGGCAUCGCCUGGUGGACCGACUGCCACGUCAAGUUCCGCAACCCGCCGCUGGUGAACGGCAGCCUGGCGCUGGCCUUCCGAGGCACCGCGCCGCCGCCCAACUGGCCCCGGCCGGUCUACGCGCUGAGCCCCGACCCGAACAACACCGGCUUCAUCAACCAGGACUUCGUGGUGUGGAUGCGCACGGCGGCGCUGCCCACGUUCCGCAAGCUGUACGCGCGCAUCCGCCAGGGCAACUACUCGACCGGCCUGCCGCGCGGCGCCUACCUCGUCAACAUCACCUACAACUACCCGGUGCGCGCCUUCGGCGGCCACAAGCUCAUCGUCUUCAGCAACAUCUCGUGGAUGGGCGGCAAGAACCCCUUCCUAGGCAUCGCCUACCUGGUCGUCGGCUCGCUCUGCAUCCUCAUGGGCUUUGUCAUGCUGGUCGUCUACAUUCGCUACCAGGACCAGAACGACGAGGACGAGGACGAGGAGUGAUUCCUGCUUUUCAAAGUAGCCUUCCGGCUAUUUGCCAGAACUCGCCUGCAAGCUUCUUAGGCUUCUUCUCCAUCAAUUCCAAUUCCAGUUUCAGCCUUGCCUCACUUUUCCGCCUGUUGUGAUGCCUGGACCAGACGGAAGAAUUACACCCAACUGGGGGCUACCAGAGUCUUGCUGGGGUGUUUGGACUGCAGAAUGAGACAUCCUUGUGCAUGCUCCCCAUCUUCACGAUUUACCGAGUUGACAUGUUAGGUUCUUCAAGUCCGCAGCAUUUGAGUGUGGAAGAGACAGUAGAGAUUCCUGUUCAACUUCUAACUGAUGAAGAGACUGAGACCUAGGGACAUUAAAUAACUCAUUCAAGGUCACGCAGCUAUUCACUGGCUCCUGACUGUGACUCUAACUUUUAUCACGACAACACCCUGGUUUUCUUGGGGGGCAGGGGAGAGGGUGUUGAGGGAGAGAAUGA
Messenger RNA from Callorhinus ursinus (northern fur seal), 1528 nucleotides. RefSeq names its product transmembrane protein 30B (gene CDC50B). The record is from RefSeq and is a predicted model, not a curated record. Gene Ontology annotation, biological process: phospholipid translocation. Gene Ontology annotation, cellular component: plasma membrane; endoplasmic reticulum; Golgi apparatus. NCBI's taxonomy places the organism in Eukaryota, Metazoa, Chordata, Mammalia, Carnivora, Otariidae.